GAUCUUCAGGAUGACAUUGGGAGGCAGCAAGCUGUUGUCAGAACUUUGAACAUAGAUGGGGAUGAGAUUAUUGAGCAAUCAUCAGCAACAGAUGCCAGCAUUUUAAGAGAAAAAUUGGACAGCUUGAAUUUCCGAUGGAAGGAAGUCUGCAGGCAGUUGGCAGAGAGAAAAAAGAGAUUUGAUGAGGAGGAGCAUCUUCUGGCAGAAUUACAGCAUAACUUCAAUAAAUUUAUUUUAUGGUUAAACGAAGCCAGCAAUAUUGUCACCAUUCCAGUUGAGCCAGGAAAUGAAUAUCAGUUAAAAGACACCCUUCAAAAAGUAAAGUUAAAAGUGGAAGAAUUGCCUCCACACAAGGGAAUACUGAACCAAUUAAAUGAAGCUGGAGGAAAAGCACUCAGUAGUGCAUCACUGAGCCCUGAAGUAAAACAUAGGCUUGACAGUAGACUCAAAGAGGCUAACCAUCGCUGGAUCAAGGUAUCCAAAGAUCUGCCUGAGAAAGAGAAAGAAAUUGAAUGUAUGUUAAAUAACUUGAAUCAGUUUGAACAACAGUUAAGUCAGCUAAGAUUGUGGCUUACUCCCAUCAAGGACCAAUUGGUACUAUACAAUCAAGUGGAUCAAUCUGGAACUUUUGACAUUAAGGAAAUUGAAGCAACUGUAAAAUCUAAACAGCCAGAUGUGGAAGGAAUUUUGUCUAAAGGGCAUCAUUUAUAUAAAGAAAAACCAGCUACUCAACCAGUAACGAAAAAAUUGGAGGACUUAAACACUGACUGGAAAAUAGUAAAUCAUUUAAUCCAAGCACUAAAAGAAAAGCCAGGAUCUGCAGUUCCAGUUGUACCUUUUGGGGUUGAAACUCUAGUAACCAAGGAAACUACCAUCUCCAAACAAGAAAUGCCAUCAUCUUUGCUUCUAGAGGUACCAGCCCUGGCUGAUUUCAAUAAGGCAUGGGCAGAUCUCAAUCACUGGCUUUCUCUGUUGGAUCAAGUGAUAAAAUCCCAGAUAGUUACCGUCGGUGAUGUUGAUGAAAUCAAUGACAUGAUCAUCAAACAAAAGACAACAUUACAAGAUCUGGAACAAAGGCGCCCACAGCUGGAAGAAUUAAUAACAGCAGCCCAGAAUCUGAAAAAUAAAACUAGCAAUCAAGAGGCUCGAACAGUCAUCACUGAUCAAAUUGAAAAAAUACAAAACCAGUGGGAUGAAGUACAAGGUCACAUUCAGAACCGAAGACAACAGUUACAUGAAAUGUUGAAAGAUUCAAGACAAUGGUUGGAAGCAAAGCAAGAAGCUGAGCAAAUAUUAGAAUGUGCCAAAACGAAGGUUGGAACAUGGAAGGAGAUUUCGUAUACAGUGGAAGGACUAAAGAAACAGAAUGCUGAGCUCAAGCAAUUUGCAAAAGAGCUACGGCAAUGGCAUAUAAAUGUGGAUGUAGCAAAUGAUUUGGCUCUUAAACUUCUUCGGGAUUACUCAACUGAUGACACCAGAAAAGUACAAAUAAUGACCAAUAAUAUUAACGAUGCAUGGGCCACCAUUAAUAAUAGAGUUGGAGAGCGAGAGGCCUCACUGGAAGCAGCCCUAAGGCUCUUGCAACAGUUCUAUUUAGAUCUGGAAAAGUUUCUUGCCUGGCUUACAGAAGCAGAAACCACUGCCAAUGUCCUACAGGAUGCCACACGUAAAGAGAGAAUCCUAGAAGAUGCUCAAGGAGUACGGGAGCUCAUGAGGCAAUGGCAGGAGCUUCAGAAAGAAAUUGAAACCCAUACAGACAUCUUCCAUAGCCUGGAUGAAAAUGGACAGAAAAUCUUGAGGUCACUUGAAGGUUCUGAUGAUGGUGCCUUGUUGCAGAGACGCCUGGAUAACAUGAACUUCCGAUGGAGUGAACUUCGGAAAAAAUCUUUAAAUAUCAGGUCUCAUCUAGAAGCCAGUUCUGAUCAGUGGAGACGUCUACAUCUUUCUCUUCAGGAACUUCUGGCAUGGCUGCAGUUGAAAGAAGAUGAGCUAAAGCGACAGACACCAAUUGGUGGUGAUCUUCCCACUGUACAAAAGCAGAAUGAUACCCAUAGGGCCUUUAAGAGGGAAUUAAAAAUGAAAGACCCUGUUGUCUUGAAUGCACUUGAAACAGCCCGAAUGUUCAUAUCUGAGAAGCCUCUGGAAGGACUGGAGAAGUUUUACCAGGAGCCGAGAGAGCUGUCUCCGGGUGAAAGAGCCCAGAAUGUAACUCGACUCCUAAAGAAGCAGGCAGAUGAGGUUAAAACAGAAUGGGAUAAACUGAAUCUACAAUCUGCCGACUGGCAAAAAAAGAUUGAUGAAGCCCUUGAAAGACUACAAGAGCUUCAUGAGGCAAUGGAUGAUUUUGAUCUAAAACUGCGUCAGGCAGAAACUGUCAAAGAGUCUUGGCAGCCAGUUGGAGAUUUGCUCAUUGACUCACUGCAGGAUCAUCUUGAAAAACUGAAGGUCUACCAAGGAGAAAUUGCUCCUCUUAAAGAGAACAUGAACAAUGUUAAUGGCUUAGCUCAUCAGUUUACCUCAUCUGAGAUUCCACUUUCUCCGUAUAUGCUCAGCAGGCUAGAAGACCUGAAUGGAAGAUGGAAACACCUGCAGUUCUACCAAAGCUGGAAGAAAGAGCCUAUCACACCUGUCACAAUGUACAACCAAUCUCCCAAAGUUUUGGCAAUGGAAAUUUAUAACUUUACUAUAAUAAUUCAGGAGGAUUUAGUGCCAUCAGAGAAUAUUGAGCUGAUGUAA
Molecule: messenger RNA, 2736 nt
Organism: Protobothrops mucrosquamatus (brown spotted pit viper)
Lineage: Eukaryota; Metazoa; Chordata; Lepidosauria; Squamata; Viperidae
Product: dystrophin
Exons: 18
Biological process (GO): synaptic signaling
Cellular component (GO): plasma membrane
Molecular function (GO): protein binding
Source: RefSeq, a predicted model, not a curated record